This is a messenger RNA of Juglans microcarpa x Juglans regia, 2222 nucleotides long. Its product is annotated as translocon at the outer membrane of chloroplasts 64-like. NCBI's taxonomy places the organism in Eukaryota, Viridiplantae, Streptophyta, Magnoliopsida, Fagales, Juglandaceae. The record is from RefSeq and is a predicted model, not a curated record. The coding region runs from base 67 to 1833 and encodes 588 amino acids. Gene Ontology annotation, molecular function: protein binding. The transcript is spliced from 13 exons.
ACACUCGGUCUCCGUCGGAAAUUCAAUUAUAGGGUUCUGAGUAUACUCAUCCAAAUUCCAGCACACAUGGCCUCUCAUUCGGCCAAUCUGUGGGUGCUGCUGGGAUUGGGCUUGGCUGGAAUUUUACUUGUCACGAGAAAGCUCAGGAAAGCGGUAAGGGAGGACUUUGGCGCGUUUAUCGAGAAGUUUCAGCUGCUUCCGCCUCCUCCGCCUCCUCCGCCGAAAGCACCCCACCCCCUCACUGGCCUCACCUUCGCUGUUUCCGACGUAUUUGACAUAGAUGGGCAUGAGACUGGAUUUGGUCAUCCGGACUGGGUGAAGACACAUGAAAAAGCUUCUUGGACAUCUCCCGUGGUUACUACUCUUGUUGAAGGAGGUGCCACUUGCAUUGGAAAAACUGUUGUGGACGAACUAGCUUAUGGUAUUAGUGGAGAAAAUAAGCAUUAUGGUACACCUGAAAAUCCUGCAGCAUCUGGAAGACUGCCAGGUGGAUCCUCUAGUGGAGCUGCUGUGGCUGUGGCUGCUAAUCUUGUUGACUUCUCAUUGGGUGUUGAUACUGUUGGUGGGGUGAGAAUACCUGCUGCAUUUUGUGGCAUUCUAGGAUUCCGACCCUCACAUGGGGCUGUUUCUCACGUGGGUAUUAUACCUAUUUCAACAAGCCUUGAUACAAUUGGAUGGUUUGCUAAGGAUCCUAAUAUCCUUCGUCGUGUUGGCCAUGUGCUACUGCAACUUCCAUAUGCAGUUCAACGCAGUCCCAGACAAAUUAUAAUUGCAGAUGAUUGCUUUCAACACUUAAAGAUUCCUGUUGACAGAGUUGCUCAGGUGGUCAUCAAAUCUACCGAGAAGCUUUUUGGAAGACAAUUAUUGAAGCAUGAAAAUGUCGAGGGCUAUCUCAAGUCUAAAGUCCCAAGUUUGAAAGAGUUUCACAGCAAGAAAUCAAAUGGUGAAUUCAAAACUUCUUCAACGAGUUUGAUUGCAAAUGUUAUGCAGUUUCUUCAAAGACAUGAGUUCAAACAAAAUCAUGCGGAAUGGAUUAGCUUGGUUAAACCUGUUUUAGAUCCUGCCAUCUCAGCUCAAAUAUAUGAAACACUGGAGAUACUGGAUACAGUUAUCUACAGAUCUAUCAGGGAUGAAAUGCGUUCAGCUAUCCAGUAUCUUUUGAAGGAUGAUGGAAUUCUGGUGAUCCCUACCAUUGCUGAUCCUCCUCCAAAACUUGGUGGGAAGGAGAUCUUAUCGGAGAGCUACCAGAGCCGUGCAUGUAGUUUGUUGAGUAUUGCUAGCGUAUCAGGUUGCUGUCAGGUCACAAUACCUCUAGGAUUUCACAACAAGUGCCCUAUUUCAGUAUCCUUCAUAGCCAGGCAUGGGGGUGACCGCUUUUUACUAGAUACCGUCCAUACCAUGUAUACAUCUCUGCAGGAGCAGGUUGACAUUGCUUCCAAAUCUAAAGUAUCAAAAAAUGUUGUCAGCAAGGAGCAGUCUGCUGAGAUUGCUAAAGAAAAGGGCAAUGAAGCAUUCAAAGAUAAGCAAUGGCAGAAGGCUAUUGGCUUUUAUACAGAAGCUAUUAAGCUUAGUGGCACUAUUGCAACGUAUUACAGUAACAGGGCAUUAGCAUAUCUGGAGCUGGGAAGUUACCUCCAAGCUGAGGCAGAUUGUAAUCAAGCAAUCACUCUUGAUAAAAAGAAUGUAAAGGCCUAUUUACGUAGAGCCACAGCAAGAGAGAUGCUCGGCUAUUAUAAGGAAGCAAUCGAAGAUUUUAGAUAUGCACUUGUCCUUGAGCCAACAAAUAAAAGAGCAUCACAAUCUGUUGAAAGAUUAAGGAAGCUAUUUCAGUAGAUUAUGCAAGAUUAAGCAAACUUCUUGGAGGCUCAAGAACUGGUUCUCAUCCUGCAGACCCACAGAUCCUUUAAAAUGGUUGAUGAUUGGCAUACCUCGCAACAAUCUCAUCGACAAUUACGAGCAAGGGGGGAGAAUAUUUUCCUAACGGAGAGAAAAGGGAAAAUACAAGAACAACAUUUUCUUUCUUUUAUCGGAGUUGGUAUUAUUUUGUUGCUUGAUAUAAAUUAUGGGAUUAUAGUUCAAUUUUGUUUAUUUUAGAAUUUUGCAUUCAGGAUGUACUGCUAGUUUUGAGGAGAGGUUAAAUUCUUAUGGUUGGUAUAGCUUGGAGAUAACUUAUUGUGGAAUUGAUGGUUCUUCAUAGUGCACUUUGCCAAUUAAGUUGUCAA